Cavenderia fasciculata is the source of this 1191-nucleotide messenger RNA. RefSeq lists its product as uncharacterized. Lineage: Eukaryota; Evosea; Eumycetozoa; Acytosteliales; Cavenderiaceae. The record is from RefSeq and is a predicted model, not a curated record. The transcript is spliced from 3 exons. Bases 1 to 1191 code for a protein of 396 amino acids.
AUGGAUACCAAUGGUAGAAUGAAUAAUAAUAAUAGUAGUAGACAAAAAUGUUACAUAACAGAGAGACUGUCCAAUUUGAUAUUAUUGAAUAUCGUUGAACAGCUGACAGACAACUUGGAUAUCGUAUGUCUAUUACUGACGUGCAAGAGGUUUUAUUUCGAAUUGCGACACAAUGACAAUAUCAAGUUUAAAUAUAUACACUAUUUGACGUUGACCAAGGGACAUGGUAUCGUUCAUCCUCUGACAGCACUAGACCAAACACCACUACAUACAUUCAAAGAAAUCAUAGCAAGAUCUAAAAGAAACCAACUAUUAAUAGACCAUGACCAUAUCUAUGGACUUGGUUGUAACCAUCCUCCAUCAUCCUCCUCCUCCUCCUCUCCCAACACAACAACUAUUACAAUAGCAACUACAAAUAAGAAUAAUAAUAACAAUAAUAAUAUAGUAGAUACAAUAAAUGUUAAUAAUAAUAAUAAUAAUAAUAGUAAAUAUGUUAAAUAUGUAUUAUUUGAAGCAGGAGAUUGUGGAGGAGAAGGACAUUUGAAACGAUUCGUACCACCUUCAACAAAACGACUCUAUGUUGAAAAUGUCAGUCAUGGUGACGCGAGUAGAUUGAAUGCAGGUGACUUGCCACCACAACUAGAGGAACUUAGUUUACAAGGAUGUGGAUCAAUUGAGCCUGGAAUCUUACCAAACUCACUCAACCAACUAGAGAUAACGACCGGUAUCAAUGUGGAGCAUGAUUCGUUGCCACAGUCACUCCGUGCAUUCAUGUUGUACAAGUUGCAUAGUCAGAUAUUCAACUUUGACUUUGACGGCGAGUUUCCUCCUUCGUCGUACCAAAAGACUAUCCGUUUGUCAACUCUUCAUCUAGACAACCUCUCCUUUCUAAACACACUCGAUCUGUCGAGUGUCAACCUCGAGUUUGACGACGACCUAGUCUUUCCACCCACAUUGACCACAUUGCUCAUUACGACUGACCAGCCUUUACCAGAUGCUGGCCAUACCCUCCCACCAUCACUGACACACUUGCAAUUGGAUUUCAGUGGCAAUGAAGGUGAAGAGGAAGUGACUCAUGACUGGACCUAUCCCGUCUUGCCCGUCUCUUUCCACACUGUCUAUUCCCGUUUCAAAGGAGCUUUUGGUCGUAUCGUCUUUGUUUCCAGAUUCCAACAUACCCAACAACAUUAA